AGUAGUUUGUUGUAGAGGACAGUCAAAUGUUCGAUAUAAGAUGGCAGAACCCCGAGUGGAAAUUGAGUCCCUCCAUUUCUCUGUCGGUGUCUUGGGGAUUUCUGGGGGGUCUCUACUGCUGAUGGUGAACAACUAUGCCCAUGCGUCCGGAAACACCCUCAUUCCUGAUACCGCCCUCGGUGCGCUCCUUCUGAUCAUUGCAGUUCUGCUGGCUUACACAGGAGUUCGGCGAUGUUUGUCCCACACGCCACUUUUUGUUUCUCUUUGCCUGGCUGUAUCUGCUCUUUGGUUUGGCUCAGGGUUUGUGCACAUCCUAGCUGGAGUGGGGGUGAUCAACGACAGUGUAGAGCUCAGGGUGGCUCUGGUGCCAGGGCUAGCUGCUUGUGCUGUAGCUUUACUCAUUCUGGGCGCUGUGGGGGUCUUUCAGAAAGAGGUGGUCCUCUCCGUUACUGCGUUUGCCAUCAGCAUAGCUUGUGCCCACCAGAUUGUUUCACUUUACCAUGCCAGCUUUGGUCACGGUGCCACUGCUGCCAACUACCUCCUGGUGUGCUUGCUGGGGGCCUACUUUGGCAGUGGGCGUCUUCUUCGCUACAUCACCAAACGUAGGAUUCAGCUCCCUGGAACCGCCCUCCAGAAAAAGAGCAAGCUGACACCCUCCCAGGCUCAGGAGCGCAACGAUGCUGUGCUUGUGGGGCUGUUGAUGAACCUGCUCUCAGCAUGUGUGCUGGCCUGUCCGCUACUGGGUGUGGUGCCACACCUUUCAGUCGGUCUGGUGCCGUGGUUGUGGACAGCAGGCGUCUUCCAGUUGGGCGUGAGCAUCCUGUCUUACCGUGCCAUGGACACUCUGGCUGCCACUUUUUAUGGCUUCACCGCGGUUCUUAAAUUUGCAGAGGGGUACAGUGUCCUGCUGAGCAACUUUGGGCAGGUUCCCUACACCACCAAGCCAGUCCCCAUCGUGUUCUCCAUACUCUUCUUCUUCCUAGCCCUGUUCAGUACUCAGAAAAGCCUUAUGGAUGGGUUAUAUCAGCUAUUUUACGUGGCCUACUGCAUCGCCAUUGCAGCUCAGCCACGGGCAUUCUUCCAGAGUGGCGCGCAGGGUGUGCAAGCAGCAAUCUUCUUUGCAUCUGCCCUAAUGUUCUUGGUGAGUCUACACAACAUGGCUUCCCCGUGGAGGUUGCCUACAGGAGAAGGCCUGCUGAAGACUCUCCUCAGUCGCAACAGCCGAUUUGUGCUUCGGCCCCAUGACAAAGACCUGCAUGCCCCGUACUUGGGCUACUCCAAAUAUGCUGAUGCCGAGGUGCUAGGCUAUGCCUGCAGUGCGCUGUCGGCCUUUGCUGUCACGGCCACUGUGAGCCCUGAAGGGCCGCUCACUGUGCUGGUCCUACCCUGGGCUGUAGUGUGUGGUGGGUUCCUGCAACUGCUGUGUGGUUCGGUGGCCUUUGCCCGGGGUAAGACACUAGAGAGCACUGCCUUUACCUUGUAUGGAAUCAUGUGGACCGUGUGGGGCCUGAUGCGCUAUGGGGGUCUUUACGGCACGGAGCGUGGCUUCAAUGUUGCUGUUGGCAUAAUCUGCUUCAUUCUGUUCAACUGCUUUGUGACAGUUGGUGCCAUUUUCCUUAGCAAAGCUUGGUUUGCUUAUGCACUUACUUUUCAGCUCAUCAUCAUCAGCUUCCUACUAGAUGCAAUGAAUGCUUUGCCCGGAGGCUAUGACCUUGUGGUAACCAUUAUUUUUGGCAUGGUCAGCUUCUACUGCUUCUUUGCAAACCUUUUCAACAGUAAUUUCCAGACCCCACAGAUACCCCUGGGUGACCCAUUCAUCAAGUUGAGUGGCUUUGGUGGUGGUAGGGACAGUUGUCCACAUGUGCCAGCCAGGAAGGCUACCGCUGUACAGCAAAUUGCAGAUAUUCUGAAAAAUGGUGGAACGUGUGGGAUGCCGACAGACACUGUUUAUGUGCUUGUGGCAGCUUGCAAUCGACCUGAUGCGGUAGAGAAGGCUUACAGAGCCAAGGUGCACGCCCAGGAUCGCCCCAUGUCUCUUUGGAUUUCCAGCAUAAAGCAGCUGGAACCAGCUAAACACCUGAUCAACCCUGUUCUCUGGGACUUUAUGGAAGCUGCUUGGCCAUCCUCCAUCAGCAUGGUCAUCCCCAGAGGCCCUUGGAUGGAUUGCUUUGGACUGGGAGGUUCAGCAAAGUACAUUGGCACUCCGCAGAGUAUUGCCAUCCGAAACCCAGACUGCACCGUUGCCACACACCUCAUGGAUCUGGUGGGGCCCAUUGCUACAAUGUCCGCAAAUCCUACAGGAGAGGCUGAUACAACACAUCACAACCAGGUUUAUGCAAAGUUGGGGGAUAAGGUGGAUGGAGUGCUUUGCGAUGGCCCUUCUCCUGAGAAUAUUGCUUCCACAGUAGUAGACUGCACAAAAAUCGAAAGCGGUCGUAUUGGUUUUUUCCGAGUGGGCGUCAUUCCAAAAUCACAGGUGUUGCAGAUAUUUGAUGAAGUGCAGAAGAAACACAUUGUGGGCCAGGUGAACCCUACCUUCAUACCAGAUGUUCCAGAAGUCAAUGUGGAGAUAUAUCCUGAGACACAGGAAGUCACCCAGGCAUCAGCCAGCAACUCCCAUGCACUGGCCCCAGUCAAAGAAGAAGAUGAGCCGGUGUAGUUCAGCCCUGGAGAAACAACAUUAUAAAUCUUAUUAAAAAAUGUGUAAUAUUAAUUUUAAUGUGAAACAUUGCCUGCUCAGGCAUUAGAUGGGUAUGUUUAGGAAGUUAAUGAUUUUUUUGAUAUCCUAACUUUGUCGUAGUGCAAUAUAUCAAUGGUUCUGCUUCUGCCGGUGGUGAUAGAGUUGGGGUGAAGAGGUUUUGACUUUAAUCGAUGAAAGAAUACAAUUAUAAUUGAAUACCUAAUAUUUUAAUUAAAUUAAUUGGAUCAACAAUCCUAGAAUAUGAAUAAAUCCCUUGCAC
This is a messenger RNA of Scleropages formosus (Asian bonytongue), 2960 nucleotides long. RefSeq lists its product as uncharacterized. NCBI's taxonomy places the organism in Eukaryota, Metazoa, Chordata, Actinopteri, Osteoglossiformes, Osteoglossidae. The record is from RefSeq and is a predicted model, not a curated record. The coding region runs from base 41 to 2659 and encodes 872 amino acids. The transcript is spliced from 9 exons. Gene Ontology annotation, cellular component: cytoplasm; membrane. Gene Ontology annotation, biological process: regulation of translational fidelity. Gene Ontology annotation, molecular function: tRNA binding; nucleotidyltransferase activity; double-stranded RNA binding.